Messenger RNA from Entrophospora candida, 768 nucleotides. The record is from the annotation of a GenBank genome assembly. Lineage: Eukaryota; Fungi; Glomeromycota; Glomeromycetes; Entrophosporales; Entrophosporaceae.
AUGUCUAUCAAAAAAUAUCCAAGAAAUUCAUCAAAUUUCUUAGAUAUUUAUAAAAAAGUUUCCAAGAAAUUUACUUUUUGGACCCGUGCCAAUUAUACGACAAUAACGAUUUCAAAGCCGCCAACUCUUGUAUUUUCUGGUAUUCAACCUACUGGUAUUCCACAUAUAGGAAACUAUCUCGGAGCAAUUUCAAAUUGGGUCUCUUUACAAGAGAGCCCUAAAGCCACAGCAAAAAACCCAACGAUCACUACCACCAAUGAUAAUAAUGAUACAAUUACGAAUCCUCAGCAGACAAUGUAUUCAAUUGUUGAUUUACAUGCUUUAACGCUACCACAAGUUCCAAAACAAUUAAGGAAGAAUAAAAUUGAAAUGACAAUUGCAUUAUUGGCAUGUGGAAUUGAUCCAAAAAAAUGCAUAUUGUUUGAACAAUCACGAGUGACCGCGCAUGUUGAAUUAGCUUGGAUAUUUAAUUGUAUUACUUCUGUUGGAUGGUUAUCGAGAAUGACUCAAUGGAAGUCCAAAAUGGAAUCAAACAAAAAUUUUCAAUCAAUAAAUGAAGACGUUGUUUUUUCACCCGGUUUAUGCUUGGGAUUAUUUUCAUACCCAGUACUACAAGCAGCAGAUAUUUUAAUUUACAAAGCUACACAUGUACCAAUUGGAGAAGAUCAAGUUCAACAUUUAGAAUUGACAAGAGAUAUUGCACAAAAAUUUAAUAAAAUGUAUAAAACAAAUAUAUUACCAUUACCACAACCUAUUAUCAGUAAGUAA